Molecule: messenger RNA, 900 nt
Organism: Mesorhabditis spiculigera
Lineage: Eukaryota; Metazoa; Nematoda; Chromadorea; Rhabditida; Rhabditidae
Source: the annotation of a GenBank genome assembly
AUGCUCUCCUCCGUAUCUUCCCUAAUGGGAAAAGUAGGCGAAUCCACGACAAGCCUCGGCUCAUCCCUAGCCUCCCAAAUGAGCGAAGAGCUCUCGCCCACCGUAUUCGAGGACCGUUUCCGGCGUCUCUCCCUCUCAACCCGGAAAAUCUCGCGCGAGGGCGGCCGCCGACUGUCGCAUAUGGUCUCCAAAAUGGGCGAGACCAUCGACCGGGAAAUGCUCGAAUUUAUUGGCGAAAAGCCGGCGGCGCCCCUGUUCGGCACGUCGUACCUCAACCGCGAGUGGGAGAUUGUCACCGUCAAGGAGAUGUGCAGACGGUUGUCCCUCGACGAAAUCGACCACAUCGAGAUGCCGAUCCCGGAGGGGGCCAAGAGCUCGCAGAUUCUCGACGAGCUCAUGAUUCGACAGGUGAUGGAAAUCCUGCCCGCCCGCGCCGAGGGCUACCCCUGGGUGAACAUCUACAACUCGGAGAAGCACGGCUUCAGCCUCGCCACAUUGUACAGAAAAAUGGCCGAAUUCGACGAGGACAUGUCGCCGGUGCUGCUCAUCAUCCGCGACAUCAACGAACACGUCUUCGGCGCCAUCGUGUCGUCGCCGAUCCGACCGCAAGAGGGCUACUCCGGAACCGGGGACUCCUGCUUGCUGUGGAGGUUUACCGGAGAAGUGCCUCAUACAAGGGAACUUCGACACUACACGUGGACCGGCGACAACCAGUACUUCACCAACGCCACCCGCGAAAGCCUGUCGAUAGGAGCCGGCGGAGGCCACCAGGGACUUUGGCUCGACGCCGACCUGAACCACGGCCGAUCCCAGAAGUGCGAGACGUUCGACAACGAGCCGCUAACCGGCGACAAGGAGGACUUUAUCAUCCAAUUUGUCGAGGCCUACGGCUUCCGCAUG